This is a messenger RNA of Poecile atricapillus (Black-capped chickadee), 2256 nucleotides long. Its product is annotated as deleted in malignant brain tumors 1 protein-like. The record is from RefSeq and is a predicted model, not a curated record. NCBI's taxonomy places the organism in Eukaryota, Metazoa, Chordata, Aves, Passeriformes, Paridae. The transcript has 14 exons. Bases 1 to 2127 code for a protein of 708 amino acids. Gene Ontology annotation, cellular component: membrane.
AUGGCUGCCACCAGGAUCUUGUCUUGGCUGGUGAUGAUAAUUCUUCACAUUCAGGUGGAUGCAGAAACAAGUGGUCCCCCAACAACUCCUGACCACACGACUACUCAAAUCAUAUAUGAUGAUCUGCAGCUGAGGCUGAGCGGUGGGCCCAACCAGUGUGCAGGCAACGUGGAGAUCUACUACUUUGGAGCCUGGGAGAAGGUGUGUGGGUACCUGUGGGACAUGCAGGACGCCGAGGUGGUGUGCAGGCAGCUGGGCUGUGGCUCCCCUCUCACAGACACGCACUCCUUCCCCUCGAACAACUUCUACCCCUACAUGAUUACUGAGGUGAACUGUGUGGGCACCGAGCGCUACUUGUGGCACUGCCCCUACACCUACCAGUACCGUGUCUGCCACCAUGGAGAUGCUUCUGUCGUAUGCUCAGACUCCGGAAUAACAGUGCCUCCAACAGCACCAGCUGUCUCCGGAUUGAUGUUCUCCAGGUCAUGGACAACAUAUGAGAACUCCUCCUGUGGUGGCUUACUUCAGGGAUUGUCCGGCACCUUCCAGAGCCCGGGGUACCCCAACUCCUACCCUCACAACUCCUACUGCGUGUGGCACAUCCGGCUGCGGGACCCGGCCCGCAGGAUCCAGCUCCAGUUUACGGACGUGGAGCUGGAGGGCAACAGCUGCUCCUACGAUGCCAUCGAGGUGUACGACGGAGGGUCCACCCAGAGCUGGCGCCUCGGCCUUGUUUGCAGGGACAACAACAGCGUCUUCAACUCAUCCGGGAACCAGCUCACCGUCCUGUUCUACAGUGACGGCAGCGUCAGCAGGAGAGGCUUCCACGCCUACUACUCAUCAUUUCUUGACUUCCAUACCACUGUGGCUCCCAACAGUACUUCCAACUGGAUGACCACUCCGUUAACAACCUCAGAAGAUUAUUCUUGUGGUGGCUUGCUUUCCUCUUCAUCUGGUACCUUACAGAGCCCAUUUUACCCCAGAAAUUAUCCAAACAAUGCCAACUGUGUGUGGGAAAUACAUGUAAAGAGCAACUUCCGUGUCACACUUGUAUUUACAGAUAUUCAGAUGGAAGGUGGCAGAUGCCUCUCUGACUACGUGGAAAUCUAUGAUGGGCCCCUUCAGACCUCUCCUGUCCUUGGGAAGAUUUGUUCUGGUUAUCGCCCCAUGUACACAUCAUCCUCAAACCUGCUGACUGUCCGCUUCCACAGUAACUCCCGAUACACAUACAGGGGGUUUCAGGCCAACUAUCAUUCCACCCCAGCUGAUGACAGCACCACUCUGCUGUGUUUGCCAAACUACAUGCACGUGGUUGUGAGCAGAUACUUCCUUCAGUCCCAUGGCUACUCUGCUUGGAACCUCACCCUGAACGACCCCUUUUGCACACCCAACAUCACAUCAAAUCAUGUGUCAUUCGACAUUCCAUACACUCGCUGUGGCACUGUCAGAGAGGGAAACAACAACACAAUCAGCUAUUCCAACAUUAUUAGAGGGUCCUCUUCUGGCACAUUAAUCACAAGAACUAGAAAUCUUCUCUUGCAUGUCAACUGCAAGAUGCUCCAGAACGCGUGGGCACAAACGAUGUAUGUCGCGGACGACAAUUUUGAAGUCAAUGAAACUCAAUAUGAGAGAUACGAUGUAAACCUCACAUUUUAUGACUCUUCAAGCUUCUCAAGGCCAGUGUAUGACUCGCCCUACUAUGUCAGCAUCAACCAGAAUUUGUUCCUGGAAGCUUCCUUGCACAGCUCUGACCCAAUGCUGGAGUUGUUUCUGGACACUUGUGUGGCAUCUCCCACUCGCCACAAUUUCACAACAGGAUCCUAUGCUAUAGUCAAGAAUGGGUGUGUUAAAGACCCUACCUAUGCUUCGUAUUACUCACCCAGCAGACACACCCUCCGGUUUAAAUUCAAUGCCUUCCAGUUCAUUCAGAGCAACCCAGAGGUUUACCUGCAGUGUGAGCUGGUGGUGUGCAGAGCCUUUGACUACUCUUCCAGGUGCCACCAAGGCUGUGUUCAAAGGUCCAAGAGAGAGGCAAGCUCUGACCUAGAAAGUGUGAUUGUUGUUGCUGGCCCAAUACAGCUUUGGGAACCUGCACCUGAGACUAGGAAUGAAAAUGAGUCUGAAUAAAACUGUCUCCUUUGACAGACAGCAUCUUUAAAUGCUGAUUGAAUUCUGGAAGAAACUGCUGCCAGAUUGCCAGAAGGUCUAGAAUAAAUGUUAGGAAUGUGCUUACUGACUCAUGCCUGUUAAUCCCAC